Molecule: messenger RNA, 3130 nt
Organism: Oldenlandia corymbosa var. corymbosa
Lineage: Eukaryota; Viridiplantae; Streptophyta; Magnoliopsida; Gentianales; Rubiaceae
Source: the annotation of a GenBank genome assembly
AAAGUUUGGUUCUUUAGCAAUUAUACCAUCAUCCCCUUUUCCCCCAAAAACCCUCUCUAGGGUUCAUAAUUCUCUCUUUCUCUUUCUUGCUUCCUUAUAAUUUGAAUUAGGCCUUCUCAGCUUAUAUUAUUCCAAAGUUGUAAUCUUUUUGGGUUAAUCUUCAAAUUCAAGUGUUGGGUUUUUCAUUAAUUAACAUGAACCAAUUAACAAUUGGGCAGCAAAAUCGAAUCUUUAUGUUUUUUUGCAACGCAGAUAAAAGGAAAAUAAAAUCUGGGUCUAUCAAUGGCUUCAAAGAGGAUUAUAACCAUAUGCCAAUCUGGAGGAGGGUUUACCACAAACCCAGAGGAUGGUUCAUUGCAUUACACUGGUGGGGAAGCAUAUGCUCUGGACUUGGAUGAGAACACUGAGUUAGAAGAUUUCAAGCAUGAAUUAUCUGAGACUUUCCAGUGUAAUGUUGAUGGAAUCACCCUUAAGUAUUUUCUACCUGGAAAUAAGAAAACCCUCAUCUCUAUUUCCAAAGAUAAGGACCUGAAGCGCAUGGUGAACUUCUUCAAGGAUUCUGACCAAGUUGAGGUCUUCAUCAUUGCUGAGGACGAAGUUGUUGCUCGCAAUGUUUCCAACUUGCCUGUGAGUAGGUCCAGCAGGACUACUGUAUCUGAGGCUGGUGUUCCUCCUGGUGGCACUGAUGACUUGUGUGGUCCGCAUGAUCUGGUUUUUAUGGAGGAACCAGUUGACCAGUCUUCACUUGAUAUCUGUCAUUCUGGAAAUGACGAGAAGCAUCGCAGAGCCGCUACUCAAUGGGAGAAUACCAUCACUGGCGUUGACCAAAGGUUUAGUAGUUUCUCGGAAUUCCGGGAAGCACUGCAUAAAUACUCCAUUGCCCAUGGAUUCAGUUACAAAUAUAAGAAAAACGACAGCCAUCGUGUAACUGUCAAAUGCAAGGUCGAAGGUUGUCCGUGGAGGGUAUAUGCUUCUAAGCUGGCUACCACCCAGCUCAUCUGCAUCAAGAAAAUGAAUGAUAAGCAUACUUGUGAAGGAACUACAGUAAAAGCUGGUUACCGAGCAACAAAGGGUUGGGUAGGAAAUAUCAUCAAGGAAAAGCUAAAAGUUUCUCCCCAUUACAAGCCUAAGGACAUUGCCACGGACAUAAAACGCGAGUAUGGCAUUCAACUUAAUUACUCUCAAGCUUGGCGGGCCAAGGAGAUUGCCAGAGAGCAGCUUCAAGGAUCUUUUAAGGAGGCUUACUGCCAACUACCUUAUUUCUGUGAGAAGAUAAUUGAAACAAAUCCCGGUAGUAUUGCUACAUUCUCCACGAAGGAGGACUCCACUUUCCAUCGAAUGUUUGUCGCGUUCCAUGCCUCGCUAUCUGGUUUCAAAGCUUGCCGUCCGCUUAUUUUCCUUGACUGCACUCUUCUUUACUCAAAGUACCAAGGCACCCUGUUGGGUGCAACAGCUGCGGAUGGGAAUGAUGGUGUUUUUCCAGUGGCCUUUGCAGUGGUAGAUGAAGAAACUGAUGAAAAUUGGCACUGGUUCCUCUCAGAACUAAAGUCUGCUGUUUCAACGUCCAGGCAAAUAACGUUUGUUGCAGAUCUACAAAAAGGAAUAAGUGAUUCGUUACGAGAUGUUUUUGGUGAGGAUUGUUAUCAUGCUUAUUGCCUACGCUAUCUUGCUGAGAAACUGAAUAGGGAUUUACAGGGACAAUUUUCACAUGAGGCAAGACGCCUCAUGGUCCAAGAUUUGUCUGCUGCUGCAUUUGCACCAAAACUUGAUGCAUUUGAAAGGUGUGCUGAGAACAUAAAAGCUAUCUCGCCUGAAGCCUACAAUUGGGUCAUUCAAAGUGGGCCAAAAAACUGGGCAAAUGCUUUAUUUGGUGGAGCUAGAUACAACCACAUGACCUCAAACUUUGGGCAAUUGUUCUACAACUGGGUAUCGGAGGCAGAUGAGUUGCCUAUAACUCAGAUGAUUGAUGUAUUAAGAGGGAAGAUGAUGGAAUUGAUCUAUACGCGUAGAGUUGAAUCUAGUCAGUGGACUACCAGACUAUGUCCUUUGAUGGAGGAAAAGCUUCAGAAUGAAACUUCAAAGGCACAAUCGCUGCAAGUUUUGUUCUUACAGGGGAACACAUUUCAAGUUACAGGUGAGUCUGUUGAUAUUGUGGAUAUUGAUCACCUGGAUUGUAGUUGCAAAGGAUGGCAGCUCUUGGGGUUACCUUGUUGCCAUGCCAUUGCUGUUCUGGAAACGGUUGGUAGAAGUCCAUAUGAUUAUUGUUCGACUUACUUCCUCGCUGAGAGCUACCAUGCAACUUAUGCCGAGUCAAUUAAUCCUAUACCAAAUGUCGAAAAACCUGUAAAAAGUGAAUUGGAUGUUACUGGUGUUACCGUAACCCCUCCACCAACAAAACGACCACCCGGUAGACCGAAGAUGAAACCUGUUGACUCCCUGGAUGUUAUGAAACGCCAGCUCCAGUGUAGCAAAUGCAAGGGCCUAGGUCACAAUAAAAAGACUUGCAACAGACUCAAUGGUAUCAAAGAGAAUGAAGCAAUAGAGAAAGAAGCAACAGAGACCCCACUUUUGAUGAGUCUACCCAGUGAAGAACCUGUAGGAAGCACAUAACGUGUUCAGUAUCUUUUUAGCUUUAGGCCUUUGUGUAAUUACUUAUUAAUUUUGCAAAUGGGAUUAGGUAGGUGGGUUGGUUGGUUGGUUGUUGCUAGACAGGUCACUUGAAUCUCUUGUAGUAAGCUGGCAAGACUGCAGUAGUGUGAUAAUGGAUCUUUUCUUGUUUCUUGUAAAGCAUUAGAUAGUAUGAUAAUUUGUUUUCUUGAUGCAAAGCCCUUUCCCAUUCUCCCAUCAACAUGAGUGUUCAUGUAUUUCAUGAAACUGAAAAUAUGUGUAUAUUUAAGGAGCAUGGGUUUGAUCAGCCUCUGGAACUUUCACGGAUUAUAUGUUUGGAAGCAACAACUACCGCAGCGUGCUGUAGCGCUUUUCUUCGUUCUUGAUAAACAUUUAGUCUUAGCAGACAUUAGCAAUUGUAAUAUAGUUCUUUUGCCGGUAGGUUAACGUCCUAGGAUUUGAAUUUUAAGCGGCAAUGCCCAGUUGCUGUCUUUCUAGCGGUUGAUGCUAGUGCUUUGUUCAU